AUGACACACUUUACGAAUCGCCCCGGCAACAACGAGCACGUGCUUUGCCGUCAGAAGCUGGAGACACUUCCAGUUGAGAUAGUCAACCGCAUCCUCUGCUACCUCAUCCAUCCCCGUUGUCGCCUUCCAGGUCUUACCGAGGCUCAGAGUGGAUGGGAAGUCUCAGAGAAGCAGAAACGUAGCAUCAAGAACCAGGAGGAUCUCACCCAGUCGGCCGACACUCAUCGCUGGGCUGCCGAUAUAUUCUCCCUACGCUUAGUUUCGCACCCCUUCAAUGCUCUGGCCCUGACAUCCAGAACAUGUCACGCACUGGUCGAAGCCUACUGCGCCCAUCUGGUCCGUCGAUGCAAUCGCACCAUGUUCAACCUUCCUUUCGCCCAGCUCGACAUGUACGGGCCCAAUUGCGUCUAUCCUGAUCUGAGUAGUAUCGUGUACCGGCGACUAUGGCUACAGCAUGCCCCACGCAUGUGUGUGUACUGCCAUGCGACAUUGGAUUGCUAUCCCUUUUCACGAGUCAAUCGCCUGUUCACAGCCUGUGAAGGCUGCUUCUACCGUCAAGCCAUGACAAUCGAAGAAGUUCAAAGACAGUACCACCUCUCGCCUACUGCCAUCCAUACGUCGCAUCGAAUCAGAGGCAACCCCAACUCGCCAUGGAUCUUACGGGUCGAUGUGGAAGCACUGGCUCUGCAACUCUACCGCACUCGGCAGUUCCACGAUGCCCAUCCCGAGCAGUUUGGCAAGCCAUGUUCAAUGUGCGCCAUCACAAGAUUCACGCACCGGCAUGACGUCAAGAAGUCGCCACCUAGUCAAAAGUAUUUUAUGGCAGAGCAUUAA
Exserohilum turcica Et28A is the source of this 834-nucleotide messenger RNA. RefSeq lists its product as uncharacterized. NCBI's taxonomy places the organism in Eukaryota, Fungi, Ascomycota, Dothideomycetes, Pleosporales, Pleosporaceae. The record is from RefSeq and is a predicted model, not a curated record. The coding region runs from base 1 to 834 and encodes 277 amino acids. The transcript has 3 exons.